GCCCCGCGGCGCUGCCGAGCCUGCUCGCCAUGAACAUCGACGUGGAGUUCCACAUCCGCCACAACUACCCCUGGGGCCGGCUGCCGGCCAGCGUCAAGCAGGGUCUUGGAAACUCCCAGAGGGAAUAUGAAAGGCAGGUCGUACUCUACAGCAUCCGCAAUCAGUUACGAUACCGGAAUAACUUAGUUAAACAUGUCAAGAAAGAUGAACGUAAAUAUUAUGAGGAUCUGUUAAAAUACAGUCGAGAUCAUCUCAUGUUGUACCCUUAUCAUUUGUCUGACAUCAUGGUAAAAGGUCUGAGGGUAACACCAUUUUCCUAUUACACGGGCAUAAUGGAGGAUAUAAUGAACAGUGAAAAAAGCUAUGAUUCAUUACCCAACUUCACUGCCGCUGACUGUCUAAGACUUCUUGGUAUAGGAAGAAACCAGUAUAUAGAUCUAAUGAACCAAUGUAGGUCUUCAAAAAAAUUUUUCAGAAGGAAAACUGCUCAUGAUCUGUUACCCCUGAAACCCGUGGAGAUUGCUAUAGAAGCAUGGUGGGUCGUGCAGUCUGGCUACAUCACUGAGGAUGACAUCAAGAUUUGUACUACUUCGGAGAAGUCUGCUAUUGAUAAGAUAAUUGAUUCAGGUCCUCAGCUUGCUGGUUCAUUAGACUUCAAUGUAGUUCACAGUUUGUAUAACAAAGGAUUUAUUUACCUUGAUGUACCAAUAUCUGAUGACAGCUGUAUAGCAGUGCCACCACUUGAAGGUUUUGUGAUGAACAGAGUUCAAGGUGAUUACUUUGAAACACUCCUGUACAAGAUAUUUGUUUCAAUAGAUGAACACACUAAUGUGGCAGAGCUUGCAAACGUCCUAGAGAUUGACUUAUCUUUAGUAAAGAAUGCUGUGUCCAUGUAUUGUCGGCUAGGCUUUGCUCAUAAAAAAGGCCAAGUAAUAAACCUGGAUAAUCUGCAUCCAUCAUGGAAGAAUGUUCCUUCAGUAAACAGACUGAAGAGUACUUUGGACCCUCAAAAGAUGCUGCUUUCAUGGGACAGUGGGGAAAACAGAAGUCCUAUACAGGAAGCUGGGUCAUCAGCCACAGAUACAGAUACCAACAGUCAAGAUGAUCCAGCUGAAACGGCCAGCGUGAGCAGCCUGAAUCUGUCUAGUGGACACACAAAGCGAAUUGCCUUCCUGUUUGAUUCUACUCUCACUGCCUUUUUAAUGAUGGGAAAUCUUUCACCAAACUUGAAAAGUCAUGCAGUCACUAUGUUUGAAGUUGGGAAGCUGUCAGAUGAGAGUCUUGACAGCUUCUUGGUGGAGCUGGAAAAGGUUCAAAGUACAGGUGAAGGGGAAGCACAGCGCUACUUCGAUCAUGCACUUACACUGAGAAACACAAUACUGUUUUUGAGGCAUAAUAAAGACCUAGGGGCACAAGCUGUACAGCCUGAUCAACCAAAUAAUGGGUUUCCCUUGGACCUCUUACGAUGUGAGAGUUUGCUCGGCUUGGAUCCAGCUACCUGCAGCAGAGUUCUCAACAAAAAUUAUACUCUGCUGGUUUCCAUGGCACCGCUCACCAAUGAAAUUCGACCUAUUAGCAGCUGUACACCCCAGCACAUUGGACCUGCGAUACCAGAAGUCAGUUCAGUUUGGUUCAAACUGUAUAUUUACCAUAUAACUGGACAAGGACCACCCUCUCUGUUGCUCUCUAAAGGAACACGUCUUCGAAAACUUCCAGACAUUUUUCAGGGUUAUGAUCGCUUACUAAUAACGUCUUGGGGUCACGACCCAGGAGUAGUUCCCACUUCAAAUGUGCUCACAAUGCUGAAUGAUGCUUUAACGCAUUCUGCUGUUCUAAUUCAGGGGCAUGGCAUGUACGGAAUGGGAGAAACAAUGCACAUACCUUUCCCAUUUGAUGAAGCUGAGCAGCAGGGAGACUUCUCUCGUGUGAACAUGGGCAUUCAUACGGCUUUAAAAAUACUGCGAAACAAAGUAGACUUGCAGCAUUUUUGUGGCUAUGUCACUAUGUUGAAUCCUUCAAGUCGGCACGCUAACAGAAAGCUGAGCGAUGCUUCUGACGGAAGAGGAGAGGCUGAACUAGCAUCAGGAUCUGAUGUAAAUGGGAGCACAGAAUCAUUUGAGAUGGUAAUAGAAGAAACCUCAAUGGAUUCUGCAGUCAAGCAAAGCCUUGAAGCACCCACAACAGAACUGGAAUGGGUUCCCCUGGAAUUAUGCUUUGGCAUUCCACUCUUCAGCUCUGAGUUGAAUCAGAAGGUCUGCAGAAAAAUUGCCACUCAUGGAUUAUGUAGAAAAGAAAGCCUUCAAAAACUCUUACAUUCCAGUAGAAAGCUGUCUCUUCAGGUCCUUAAUUUUGUUCAUUCAUUCCAGGAAGGUAUUUCAACACUGGAUCAGCUCCAUGAUGCUGGUUCUUCAAGUUCACUUUUGCAGCCUAUUUCUGCAGAUAUGGGUGUUCCACUUCCUGCCAAGAAUCUCAUGUUCAAAGAAGGUGUAUUAUCCGAAUGGAACGGAUGGUCCCCUUCCUCAGUUUUUUUCAACCACACCUAAGGAACAGGUCAAAUAGGGGUUCUCAUGCAUUGAUCACUAAAUGCCUUUCUUCUAUUAUGGUUAAUUCCUCGUGCCAACCACUAAGAAGCGUACUGCUGCUGCAGCAUAACCCAUGUAAAAGUAGUGUUACAAAAACGUGUUGUGUUGCAGUAUUGGGGAAGUGCUUAAACCGUCUAGAACUUGUUACUCAUUACUACAUAUCUUGCUGCAACAGAGAGCUUUUUAGCUGUCAGCACUGUUUUUAUCUUGAGACAAUCUUUCUUUUAUAACUAAACACGCCCUUUCUAGGCUUUCUGAUGAUUGUUAAAUUUCUAUGCUGUCACCACAAAAUUGCAAUAGUAGUUUUCUAUGUUCGUUACUCAGACAUAAAUCCUGUUUAGUUUUGUACUGUAUUACUGAAAAUCUUUCUGUAUAAAGGUAAGAGAUUUGGCUCUUCCUCUGAAAGCUCAGUGAUACCAACUGUUUAAAAAAAAGUAUCAUGGUGAUAUGGGGCAUUAAGAAUUGUUGAAUUCUGUAGUUAACGCUGGGGCCUUGACAAACAGUACAAUGGAAAGAGAUUUGAUGCUUCCAGGAGGCUGAGUUAGUGCAGACUCGAAGGCCUGCUGAUGACUUAAGGCCACUUUGAAGAUGAGUGGUGCACUUUCAUCUCUGGCAGAAUUUGAUGGAGGUGUGGAAUUAUGGAAGGGCUGAAGUGGUCGGCUCUGUUCAUGGGGUUCUUCAUGAUAAUGGAUUCAUCUUGCUCUUUGUAUGAAACCAGGAGUGUCUGGGACUUGAUCACACUGGGAGUUAGUCCCUCAUUGUUAUUUGAAGCUGGUGAUGAUUGCUGUGGGAAAACUCCUGAUGUCAUAAGUUGAGUUUAAGGUAGAUAACUAGAUCUGUCCUGUUGAUUGAUGUUUGAAAGAACAGAGCUCUUGAUUUUUUUCACACGACAGUCAUUAGCAAAGGAAGAUAACAGCAGAGGAUGUGUAGGCAGAGACUUCUCUGAAUCUGUUUUCCUUGAACCAUUAGCUGCUGCUGCUGACAAACAUUAACAGUGAGCUGUUUCAUCUAAAAUCAUGUUCUGGCUCUAUUUGUAGGAGAUGAUUUUAUGUAGCAUGAUUUCACUUUGUUUAUAUUGGGCAUUAACAACUUUUUGCCGGCUUAAAAAAAAGUCUGUCCCAUUUAGCACACAAGGAGAACAAGAGAUGUAAAAUGUUAAGACUUUUAACCCAGCUGUCUAAAGUACUCUGCCAACUCUCUUCUUUACUGGUACUGCCUUGUUUUAAAUAGUCAUAAUUAAAAAUGAGACUUAACCAUCCUGUCAUUACUAGCCUACAAUACGUAAUGGACCAAGAAUCUGUGGCAUAGAUGAUGCUGGACAACAGCAAGGAAAAAAAGGCAAAAUUUGGGUUUGUAUCCUGUUCUGUAUGGCUGUAAGAAAAAACAUGACAGAAGUUUGAAAAGGACAAACAUACCAUGAUAGGAUAAUGCAGUGGCUUCAGUUACAACUGUGAAAAUUCCAUUCUUUUUUUUUUCCUUUGCUUUUAUAUACAUUCCUAAAGUGUAAGUGUAGGACUUGCGCUCUAAGAAA
Molecule: messenger RNA, 4113 nt
Organism: Gymnogyps californianus (California condor)
Lineage: Eukaryota; Metazoa; Chordata; Aves; Accipitriformes; Cathartidae
Gene: FAM91A1
Product: family with sequence similarity 91 member A1
Exons: 24
Coding region: 30-2543 (837 amino acids)
Biological process (GO): intracellular protein transport
Cellular component (GO): cytoplasmic vesicle; trans-Golgi network
Source: RefSeq, a predicted model, not a curated record